CACAUUUCUUUAGUGUAGCUUUCAGAUUGUCAAUCGUGCCGCCCUCCAGUCCGAAUUGAUUCGUUCUCGUUUGUAAUCAUUUUCCUUCCCUCUUAUAGAUCGCAUGUUGCUAAGCGAAAGGCUGCAAUCACGAAGAUUCAGAGAACAAGUCGGCCAAGUGACUCAUCCUUGAACCGGAGCGCGAUCGAAGGUGUCGGAGAUGUUCCUCUCCCUCGAGGAGGCCGGGAGGAACAUCAAAAACAAAACGAGGUAGGCACCCGAGUGCCAUGAACAACAAAAAAAUGCAAAUUGGCCCCUCGGCGCAUCACCCGGACACUAAUCGAAUCUGUGAAAGUUGAACACACGCUGACUGUGAUUGUUCUUGAGUGCGCGACUCCGCGGCGCGCGCACUGGGUGAGAAAAGCGCAGACUUGACCUGCGUCAGACUUGUGAGGCGAAGAAGAAGCGCACUAAGGGGGCGGAGCCACCACCACCACCACACUUGUCCUCUCGUUGAGCCGAGUCUCGACCCGCUCACCAGCUUGAUCCUCUUGUCAGCCGUAGCAGCCCCAUGCUACUUCUGUGCGUAAAAGGCGCACGGGACGGAGGCCGCCGCGCGCCUCAUCGUUCUCGUCUUCCUCCUUCAGAUGGCUUGAGUGAACUUGACUCGGGUCCGAAUUCGGCGGUAUGAUCGACUGCGACGUGAGCCUGAGCUGCGCGCACUGCCCUGAGGGUGGAGGCGCCUCCGCUGCCGCCGCCGCCACGGCCAAGUACGAAGAGGUAUCCGGCUCGCCGCCGUCGCUCAGCCCGACGGGUCACCUCGUGGUGGCCGUGUGCCUGGGCUCGAUCGGCACGCUGGGCUUGGUGUGCAACUCGGUGGUGCUGGCCCUGUUCUUGCGCUACCGGGCUCUGCGCACGCCCAUGAACUUGAUGCUGGUCAGCAUCUCGCUCAGUGACCUGCUGGUCAGCGUACUCGGGACCCCCUUCAGCUUCGCCGCCAGCAUCCACGGACGAUGGCUCAUCGGGCGCGCGGGUUGCGUGUGGUAUGGCUUCAUCAACGCCUGCCUGGGCAUCGUGUCGCUGGUCUCGCUGGCUGUUCUGUCGUACCAGCGCUACCGCACCAUGACAGCGCCUAACGCGGCGGAUGGUCGUGACUUCCGUCCGGCGCUGACCGGCAUCUGCUUCGCCUGGUUCUAUUCGGUGGCCUGGACGCUGCCGCCCUUGCUGGGCUGGAGCCGCUACGGGCCCGAGGGUCCCGGCACCACCUGCUCGGUGGACUGGCGCUCGCGGACGGCCAACAACGUCUCCUACGUGGUAUGCCUGUUCGCCUUCUGCCUGGCGCUGCCCUUCGGCGUCAUCGUCUUCUCCUACGGCAAGCUGCUACGCGCCAUCACGCAGGCACGCAGCACCAGCUCUGUGGCAACACGGCGGCGGGAGCGGCGGGUGCUGGUCAUGGUGGUCACCAUGGUGCUCUGCUUCCUCCUCUGCUGGCUGCCUUACGGCGUGGUGGCCCUGAUAGCCACCUUCGGGACUGGGGAACCCCUCGGCCCGAAGGCCAGUAUCAUGCCGUCGCUGCUAGCCAAGUCCUCGGCAGUCGUCAACCCCUUCAUCUACAUCUUCAUGAACAAGCAGUUCCACCGCUGUUUCAGAGCCUUCUUCAGAUGCUCGGCCGUGGAAGGAGGCUCCACCUUCUCCAUGGUGACCAAGACGCUACGCAGCGUCCAGCCGGACCUGCGCGACCGCCGUGUGAGCCCCGCCACGCCGUCGUCUGCUCACGCCUCGCCGCCAUCCGUCCGCCGGUCUUCCGAGGUGAACGACCGGCCGCCGAGUCUGUCUGACCGUCCUCGACCCAGACUCGCUCUGGUGGCUCAUUACAGACAGUGACUGAUGUCUCUUGACUAGAGAGGUCCCGGAGGUGCUUGAACACAAACGGCCCCUAACCCACAAAGAGGACACGGAUGAGCAAAUAAAAACAGUAAUGGCUUGAAAAUGAAAACAGGCUCUGAGUGGGGAAAGGCCCACAAACAGAGUGAUGUUUAUUUUGUUUGUUUUGCUGAGCGGGUUGCUUUGUUUAUUUGAUAUUUGGUACAUAAAAAGUAUGUACAUAAUUAAAUUACAAUUGAGUAGUUGUGUUCUUUAUUAAAAAUAGCUAACAUGUUUAUUUUAUUUUUGUAAUAUUGCAUCUAUAUUUUUUACAUUGUUUAAACAUGUGACAUGAUUAAAAACAUUGUUUGCACAUUCAUGUUAAUGGUUGGAUAAAAUAAAACAUGUUUUUAUUUAGAUUCAUGUUUGAUUCAUGUCGUGAAUCAAGUCAUGAAUCGAGUCAUGAUUAAAAGCAUUGUUUGCACAUUCA
Syngnathus acus (greater pipefish) is the source of this 2332-nucleotide messenger RNA. RefSeq names its product teleost multiple tissue opsin b (gene tmtopsb). NCBI's taxonomy places the organism in Eukaryota, Metazoa, Chordata, Actinopteri, Syngnathiformes, Syngnathidae. Gene Ontology annotation, biological process: G protein-coupled receptor signaling pathway; visual perception. The record is from RefSeq and is a predicted model, not a curated record. The transcript has 4 exons. Gene Ontology annotation, molecular function: G protein-coupled receptor activity. Bases 667 to 1863 code for a protein of 398 amino acids. Gene Ontology annotation, cellular component: membrane; photoreceptor outer segment.